Molecule: messenger RNA, 988 nt
Organism: Mycetomoellerius zeteki
Lineage: Eukaryota; Metazoa; Arthropoda; Insecta; Hymenoptera; Formicidae
Gene: lolal
Product: longitudinals lacking protein-like
Exons: 4
Coding region: 238-621 (127 amino acids)
Biological process (GO): regulation of transcription by RNA polymerase II
Cellular component (GO): nucleus
Molecular function (GO): protein binding
Source: RefSeq, a predicted model, not a curated record
AGACUCGACUUGAGCCGAAUUUCCUCGCCGUGAUAUUAGCCACAACAAAAAAUUUGUGGUAAUCGCGCAAAAAGUUUUUGGCGCUACGUAUUGCUAUAUUUUUCGCGUUCUACCUACGGCAAGCAACGGCAAGGUGCUCGUCAGCCACGUUGUCGCUUCGUCCAGGAUUCGGCGGCCCGUCGACGGCGCGAAACUGCACAAUCACGUAAGAGUUAUAGGGAAAUUCCAGCAUUCACAAUGGCAGGAGAGCAGCAACAGUUUUUUCUCAAAUGGAAUGACUUCCAAUCGAACAUGGUGUCAUCGUUCAAACACCUGCGAGAUGAGAAAAGCUUCACGGAUGUGACAUUGGCUUGCGAUGGUCAGACUUGUAAAGCACAUAAAAUGGUCUUGUCCGCUUGUAGUCCUUACUUCAAAUCUUUAUUAGAGGAAAAUCCGUCCAAACAUCCAAUUAUAAUUCUAAAGGACGUUGCGUACAGUCAUCUACAAGCCAUCCUAGAAUUCAUGUAUGCAGGUGAAGUAAAUGUCUCGCAAGAUCAGCUACCAGCAUUUCUCAAAACAGCAGACCGGCUUAAAGUUAAAGGACUAGCUGAAGCUCCCGGUGCCAUUAAGAGAGAAGGUUAAAAAUACACACGUAAAAUAUGGUAUUUGAAAAGUGUGUGGACUGAAAAAACAGUGUAAUAAUGUAAAGUGAUUGAGUAAAACACGUACCACACAACAUAAACACACAACACAACAUACAUUAUAAAUAUAUAGACAUAUGUAAAAAAAAUUUAAACACUGCGUGUGCACAACUCGGUGUCCUACGGUUCAUGACUUGGAUCAACACGCGGUGAUGUAAAAUAAUGCCUUUUUCUUAUUCUCAGUUAAUGUUAACUGGUUGUAUUGAUAGUAUGUACACAUACAUGCAAGUAGAGAAAAAAAUGUUGAUGUUUGUCUUGAACCCAUUACGCCAUAUUGGCAAUAAUAACAACACAUUGAUUAUUUUUUU